Messenger RNA from Thunnus maccoyii (southern bluefin tuna), 1140 nucleotides. RefSeq names its product dual specificity protein phosphatase 19-like. Gene Ontology annotation, biological process: protein dephosphorylation; regulation of MAP kinase activity. Gene Ontology annotation, cellular component: cytoplasm. The transcript is spliced from 6 exons. The coding region runs from base 250 to 858 and encodes 202 amino acids. Gene Ontology annotation, molecular function: JUN kinase phosphatase activity. Lineage: Eukaryota; Metazoa; Chordata; Actinopteri; Scombriformes; Scombridae. The record is from RefSeq and is a predicted model, not a curated record.
UAUAAGCAGCCGUCACUUGUUACUUUCGCUUCGUUUUCUUACAUUUGUCUGAGGAGGCUAAAUGUAGCCAGCAGCCAGCUAUGUUUAAAAAAACCCUUACAUGAAACCGAUUGAUACGAGCUAAGAGCAGCAAGCAUCUAGCUGCUGCCGUGCCUGUGGUUUGGUGUUUUGGGAUGAGGAGUUGUCCUAUUUUCCACAACGAGGCUGACUCCUGAUGCGUUCAGUUCCAGACCUGUUGACCCCGGUGUGAUGCAUUCACUGGCUCAGGAGAUCCAAGGCUUCUCCAAAAAAAGCCUGAAAAAACAGUGCACGUAUGUUACCACGGUAACGGGCAGGAGGCUGCUGGAGAGGAGGAGUGAUGGAGGAGACGGAGAAGAGCAGGUUGAAGAGCUGGAGGAGGGAAGUGGAUGUGGAUUUGUAGAAGAUAAAAGUCUGGACCUUCAAGUUGGUGUCGUUAGACCCUUUUUACUACUAGCCUCUCAGGAUGCAGCCCACGACAUUGACACCCUGCAGAGAUAUAAGGUGUCUCAUGUGCUAAAUGUGGCCUACGGAGUCACUAACCUGUUCCCAGAUCAGUUGGUUUAUAAGACGCUCCAGAUCCUGGACCUCCCAGAGACAGACAUCACUUCAUAUCUCGGGGAAUGCAGCUCCUUCAUAGAUCAGGCCCGAGAACAGCAGGGUGUGGUGCUGGUCCACUGUAACGCUGGCGUGUCACGUGCUUCCUCCAUCGUGAUUGGCUACCUGAUGUUGAGGGAGGGGCUUCCAUUCGAUGAUGCGUACGGCCAGGUGAAGCUGGCAAGACCUUCGAUUCGCCCCAAUCCCGGUUUCUAUCAACAACUGCAAAGCUACAAACCAUAAAGCACUACAAAUUCUUUUUUCAACUUUAAAAACAAGCCGUAAAGGACUACAACACCCAAAAAUCCAACACCCUUUUUCAUACUUUGUUCUCUUGUUGUAGAGACUGUGAUGCUGUUUUACUAUCAAAGAUGAUGGAAAAGGAGAUGGAUAAUCUCAUCAAAUUGGAAGAUAUUUAGAUUUUUCAUUGGGAUUUUUCUUUUUUUCAAUAAAUACUACACAUAGUCUUUUUUUCUGUGUGUUAUAUUUAAACAUCAGUGUCCUUUCUCUAAAAUAAAGUUAUUA